CACUGGGAGCGCUACAACGUUUUCGUUACCCGCACGGCGUACUGUAAGUACUAGCCGCCAUUGCUCGUUUUCAUUUCGUGUUUACCGGACGUGCACGUUUCGGAAUAUCAUCAAGAGACCACACGGUAUGUCAACAUGACCGUCCUCAACACAGAGACUCCAUCAGCAUAUGCCCCAUCGCCAGAUUCUCCACCUCCAGAUGCUCCUGCCCCAGUCAGAAAUCGACCACCUCACAUAAAUAUCAAUGUAGGCAGAUCAGACGACACAGCCAUAAAAUUUAUGAUCAAAAAGACUACACAGUUUGAUAAAUUGAUGAAAACGUACUGUGUGGCAUGUGACUUACCUUUGAAUGGUGUCAGAUUGUUUUUUGGUGGAAGACAAGUUUGUAGAUUUGAUACUGCUUCAUCUCUAGGGAUAGAACACGGCGAUUUCAUAGAAGCAUUGCAUGACUUUUAAAUAGAUACUUGUUGAUGUAUAACAAUGGUUGAUGU
Messenger RNA from Acyrthosiphon pisum (pea aphid), 491 nucleotides. Its product is annotated as small ubiquitin-related modifier 3-like. Bases 136 to 456 code for a protein of 106 amino acids. The record is from RefSeq and is a predicted model, not a curated record. NCBI's taxonomy places the organism in Eukaryota, Metazoa, Arthropoda, Insecta, Hemiptera, Aphididae. The transcript has 3 exons.